UUAUAAAAUAUAAGUCUGAAGCGGAAUUAGAAAGUGAAAAUGUUGAUAUUAAAGCAUUAAAUCAUGUUAAAAGAAUAAAAUACUCUGCAUCAGAUUCGCCUUAUAGAGAAAUUAGAUCUAAGAAUUAA
This is a messenger RNA of Funneliformis mosseae, 128 nucleotides long. The record is from the annotation of a GenBank genome assembly. Lineage: Eukaryota; Fungi; Glomeromycota; Glomeromycetes; Glomerales; Glomeraceae.